AUGCUACAAAAGCCUAGGCCGAAUAUAGGGCAUGAGAGUACUUCUUCGAGUAUAUACUCGCCAAUAGAAUUGGAACACAACCAUCAGCUGCUGUUGCUGCUGUUGCUGCUGCAGCUGCAGCUACCCACCGCCAAUGCAACUCCUCCGCUGGCAGAGACACAAACGAGGCCAAGAGCCGAUCCAUCAGACUACCUUCCAUCCCUGAAUGUGAGCAUUCAAAAAAAUUUCAACGACAGUGAUGACAAUGACCAUGACCAGGAAUUAAUAGACAAUGACGAAACACCCUUGUUGAACUCAUCAUCAACAAGACAGGAGGAUAUGACCCCCUUGGUUGAUGAUAAUGGAUACAUUAUAGAAGAAGAAGAAAACAACAACAACAACAACAACAACAACAACGACAACAACGACAACAACGACAACGACAACAAUGGCGGACUAGCAAGACUACUUUCUCAACGCAAGUUAAGCAAGAAAUUUAAAAGAUUAUCAACGAAAUUACUACAACAAAAUGCCAAUGCAUCUCAAAAUUCACACCAGUUUAUAACCAAUUUCCAACAAAAUAUAGAAAGAGUCAAUAAUAAUCAAGAUUUUGCACUGGCUAGAACAAGUGCCUACUAUAGAAAGAUCAAUGAGAAACAAAACAAACAUUUUGAGCAGCAGCAGCAGCAGCAGCAACAACAACAACCUCCUCUGCUUCUGCUGUCUUAUCAAUCACAAUCGACUGCGUAUCAUGAAGAUGUUACACAUACAAUGCUACAUAAUGAUCAACACUCAGAACUUAGCUUUAUUUGUAGUAGUAAAUCAUCAAGUAUCCAUAGUAGGAAUCCAAGUAUACAUAGCGACAAUUAUCACCAUCUGGAUCACCAUCCGGAUCACAAUCACGAUCACGAUCACCACCAAAUUAUAAUAACAAAUUCCUCAUCAUUAUCAAGCCUUGCAAUGGAUAAUAGUACAACUAAUAAUAACCACCUUGCUAGUUAUAAUAUGCACGGAACCCAAUUAACAAAUGAAGUACCAAUACGAAGAGAUUUAAUUGACACUCCAGUUAAAGAAAAGUUUAAGAUUUACAAUAGUGCAUCGGAAAAUAUAUCAGAACAAGGAGGGUUGAAUAUAAUAUAUAACCAAGAAAGAGAAACUGCACCUAUUAGAGGAGAGCAAAGUGAAAAAAGAAUCAAGUCGUCCAACUCGUUACGGGUGGAGGAAGAAGAAGAAAAAGGAGGAGGAGGAAGAGGAGGCGAAGAAGAAGAAGAAGUAGGAGUAGAAGAAGAAGAAGCAGAAGAAGAAGAAGAAGAAGAAGAAGAUUUGUCAUCCUUAUUCAUUCGCGCAUUACAUUCGUUUGACUCAAAUACCUUACAAUCCGAAUCAGAUACUUCAAUUUGUCUAUCAUUUGAGAAAAAUGAUCUUGCGUUUGUCCAUACCAUAGACGAAUCCGGAUGGGGUGAAGUAACUUUAGUAGAGUCGCUACGAAGAGGUUGGAUACCAAUGAAUUAUUUUGCAAUUGCAGUUGCGGAUGACGAUGAAGAAGAAGAAGAAGAAGAAGAAGAAGAAGAAGAAGCAACCUAUACGAGUAAUAUUCCCAAUAGUCGUUAUCUCCGACUGUUAUUUCAUGCAAGUGGCAAAUUCUUACUCGACCCAUUAAGCCACAAAAACAGGAAGGGGAAGUACACAUUUUCCUUGCGUGUGAUUAAUUCUAUUAGAGAUGGUGUUAGACUCCUUCUACAACAAACAGACUGUUUAUCGAGAUCAAAUGAAAUUGUAACAAAACGACAAAUUGUACGAAAAGCAAGAAAAUCAUUAUUAGCCGAUUGGUAUAAUCUAAUGGUCAAGGCAAACGAAUUUAAGGGUACUUCCAAUUUCAGCAAGAUUGAGAUAUUAACAUUGAUGGUUUAUCAAGUUGCAAAAAAAGCGCUUAUGUUUCUCGAAGUAUGGUCGGUUGAAAGUAAGCAGAUUGUAAAACGCGAGAAUGAACGUAAAUUACAAGAUGAUUUGAACAAUUAUCCGCUAUUGGAAACACCGCCAUUAGCCAAAUCGAGAAUUACUGAGAUUAGUGCUAUAUUGUAUUCGUAUUUGGGGAUGAUUAUUGGUAGAUUGGACUUGAUAGAACAUAAUCAAAUUGGAUGUGAGAUUUUGGAAACAUUAGCUCAUCAGAUUAUAUUAUUGCUUCGAGAAUUAUUAUUUAUAUCGAAAACAGGCUCAGAUUUCAGUUUGGAAAAACCACAAGAGUUGGAUAGUUCGUUAGAUGGCUUGUUAUCCUUGGUGAGCGAUUUAGUUACAAGUGUCAAAAGCUUGGUGGUUAAAACUUUAAAUGAAAAUGAAGAGGAUCUUCAGCACCAGCACCAGCACCAGAACCAGAACCAGCACCAGAAGGUAGAUUAUUUUUAUACAGAAGAAGGUGGGUCUUUACUACAAAUUUCAGCCAAAAUGAUCAAAGCAAUAAGCGUCACAAUUGCAUCGGUUCGUAAAUUGCUUUACUUAACUGGUGACUUUAAAUUGAACUCGCAAAGAGCAUACCCUGAUUUUGUGAAAAUGAGAAUUGAACCGCAUGAUUUCGUAAAGAAAUGCAUGAAGGGGAUAAGAGGUAAUAUACAUGCAUCUUCCUCUUCUUCUUUUUCAUUUGCUAAUGCUAGUGAUGGAGUACCAGGUGCAGGUGCAGGUGCAGGUGCAGGGGCAGGUGCAGGGGCAGGGACAAGGGCAGGAGGAGAAAACAAUAAACCCUAUAUGGCCAAUAGAUAUUCAAUGAUCAGAACCGGCAAAACUGGUGACUUGGGAUUUACUGAAGGUGGGCUUGAUUUCCUACAACAUUUUGAAGAAUCUCCAUUCACAGUGGCUGCUGCGGAAUUUGAACCAUUUACAACGGAAACUGAAAAUGGAAGUGUAUCUGUAUUGCAUCCGGAAAAGGAACUAGUUAUUGAUGCCAAUGGUCGCCUUAUUGGAGGUUCUUUUAAAGCUUUAGUUUACACGUUGACUGAUGAAGAUUCACCACCUGAAUAUUUUUAUAUAUCUACUUUUUUUAUUUGCUUUAGAAGUUUUGCUAGUGGGAUUGACUUGAUUGAGGAACUAAUUACUAGAUUUGAUAUUUCCAAGAAUGAAAAUAAUAUCAACGAUAUCAAUUUCGAAAUAAAAUUAAAGAAAAGAAGAAGACUAAUUGUCAAGAUGUUUCAAUUAUGGAUGGAAAGUUAUUGGAAUCACGAAACGGAUUAUCGAUUAUUGACCACCUUGAUUAAUUUUUUCAAUGAGGAGAUGAGCAAUGUGUUACCAUUGGAAGCUAUGAAAUUGAUUGAAAUUGGUGCCAAGCUUUCAUCGAGGCCCUUGGUUGAGAAUAGAAACAAUCGAAGAAAUUACCAAACAAAACAAUUAUUGGAGCGAAGUAUAAUUGUGAGGAGAGAGCUGGAUUCUGAUGAGAUAACCUCCUUGAGUAGUAGUGGCAGUGCUGGUGGAGCCGCCUUUGCUAUCUCGAGAUCAGACUCGAAUAUAUCGAGUAGUGAUGAAUCACUUGAUUUGCCUCUUGGAACGGGAUCCAACUCCAAUUCAUUGCUCAACAAAUCACAAUUGGAUACAGUUGAGAAAAUCGUAAUGACUUACAGGACCAUAUUAGGCGAUUGUUGGUGUUCAGUCAAAUAUCUUGACAUUUACAGACCUUUGGAUAUAAAUAAUAUGUUGUCCAAUUUUGCGAUAAUAAGAGAUCAAAGUUGGGUAUUAUCAAACUAUCGACCAAAUUUACUAGAUUUCAAUGGUUUAGAGGUUGCUAAACAAUUAACUUUGAUUGAAUCUAGAAUAUUUUGUGCAAUACAACCUGAAGAGUUGUUAAAUCAAAACUUUACUGUUAAAAGAGCUCACUUGAAAUUAUCUCCCAAUAUUCAAUUAUCCUUGUUAUUCACAAAUUGUUUAUCCAAUUAUGUGUUGGAGUCUAUUCUUCAACCCAAUUUAACCAUCAAAGAAAGAGUCAAUAUUCUCAAAAUAUGGCUCAAGAUUGCUAUUUCAUCGCUAUAUUUGCGCAAUUUUAACAGUUUAGCUGCAAUUAUCACGGCAUUACAAAGUCAUUUAAUUUCCCGUGUUGAGUUCAUCUGGGUCAAUCUACUGCAAAAAUAUAUCGAAUUGUAUCAAUACUUGUCGUCGAUCAUCAGUAUGGAGAAAAAUUAUACUACUUAUAGAUCCAAAAUACGUAACUUGUUAUCAUCUAAGAGGGAGAAUAAUAGUAUGAUUCCAAUUGUACCAUAUAUAAAUUUGUUUAUUUCGGAUAUUACAACAACUACAGAGGGCAUACCCAAGUAUAUCCCAAGCUCAACGAAUUUCCUUGGUAGGAAAGUUAUUAAUUUUCAAAAAUAUUCCAAGAUUGUAAAGAUUAUUGCAGAUUUACAACAGUUGCAAAUUCCUUAUGAUGAUGAGUAUGAGGAGCAAAAAAUGGCCGAGUUGGAGUACACCGUGAAGAAUGUUCCAGCAUUGCAGGAAUUGAUUCUUCUCGAACUUUGGAAGAUAAACAUUUUGCACAAGGAAGAUGAAGAUCGCGGUUGGAAGUUGAGCUGUGCAAUUGUAAAUAGUCGAUGA
Molecule: messenger RNA, 4545 nt
Organism: Lodderomyces oxycetoniae
Lineage: Eukaryota; Fungi; Ascomycota; Pichiomycetes; Serinales; Debaryomycetaceae
Gene: BUD5
Product: Ras family guanine nucleotide exchange factor
Exons: 1
Coding region: 1-4545 (1514 amino acids)
Biological process (GO): positive regulation of GTPase activity; Ras protein signal transduction
Cellular component (GO): plasma membrane
Molecular function (GO): protein binding; guanyl-nucleotide exchange factor activity
Source: RefSeq, a predicted model, not a curated record